Messenger RNA from Caenorhabditis remanei, 1506 nucleotides. RefSeq lists its product as uncharacterized. Gene Ontology annotation, molecular function: calcium ion binding. NCBI's taxonomy places the organism in Eukaryota, Metazoa, Nematoda, Chromadorea, Rhabditida, Rhabditidae. Gene Ontology annotation, cellular component: plasma membrane. The record is from RefSeq and is a predicted model, not a curated record. Gene Ontology annotation, biological process: homophilic cell-cell adhesion. The transcript is spliced from 8 exons. Bases 1 to 1506 code for a protein of 501 amino acids.
AUGAAUAAACCAACGGAUACCAGAUUUAUCAUCUGUAAUAUUGUAUCUGGAAACUAUCGUGGAGCAUUCGGAGUCACUGCUGGAAAUGAUGGAAAUUGUGAGCUGAGAACGCAGAUGGAGUUGGAUAGGGAGACUGUUGAGAGAUACCUCCUAAAUGUGACCGUAACCGCUGGAACUCAAACUGAUUAUGCACUUGUCUCGAUUACUGUACUGGAUGUGAAUGACAAUGUGCCUAGAUUUGUUUAUGAUUCGGAUCUCGGAUUGACCACUUACUUCGGAGCAGUUUCCUCGGUGGCCAAUGCGUUCACAAAGGUGCUCACAGUGAAGGCUGAAGACGCAGAUCUUGGAAACAGUAGUCUCGUGAACUAUGCAUUGGAUCCACUCUCCGCCCAUUCCAAAUACUUUUCCAUUUCUCCAUUCGGUGAAAUCAGUACGAAACAGAGCAUGUCAACGAUUUUAAGCAGAAAUCGACUUCAAUUUUUCGAGUUUAGAGUAUCCGCUUGUGACUCACCAAUAUCCGGUCAACAGUUGUGCUCAAAGGCAGAUGUUGUUGUGAAUGUAAUCGGGUCGACCAAUAGAUUUAAGAUGAUUAUCUAUGGAUUGAACCCACAACAGUUGAAGAAACAUGAAAAGGAUCUGGUGAAAUCGAUUAGGCAAUUCACUGGAAGCUGUAAUUUAUUGACGAUUGAAAAGAUGAUUGAGCACACUGCCAUUGAAAAUCAGAUCCGAACGGACAUCUACUGGUACGCAGUGAACCCCACAACAAAGAAGAUUUGCAAGAAACAGGACAUUCGAAAGUUGUUCGAGACGUCGAAUGUUCAAUUGAUUGCUGGAAAAGUGCAGCCAUGGUUCAGACUGGAAAGAAUUUCAGAGGAUGCCGGAGAGGAAGGAAAUAUGUCGAAUGGAGGGAUUCUGUCAACCAACUGGAAGACAUCCAACAUUCUUUUGAUCAUCCUCGCUGUCACCGUUGCUCUCGGAGCUAUAAUUGGAAUCUGUGCCAUUUGUGUCUUCUGGAAUCGAUACAAGACAGCGCAACGGAAUGCAUCCAACUUCUCCCACUCAUAUCCUCAGAAGUUGGGUCCAAUCUAUCAUCCAACAAUGGGAAUGGAUCCACGAACAGAGUAUGAUUAUGAGACACAAAAUGUGAAUAUGUUGAUUUCUGAUGAGGAUUUGACAAUGAAGAGUGGAUCGAUUGGAGUGCCAGCACAUCAGAGAAUGGGUGGUGGAGGGCCACAGUUUGGAGGUCCUGGAUUCGGAGGACCUGGGGGACCACAGAUGAAUGGAGGAGGGGGUGGAGGAGGAGGAAAUCAGAGUUAUAGAACUUAUGGAUAUAGGCCUGCACAGAGUACGGCUUACGAAGGAGAUUUUAGCAUAGAAGAAUCGAUGUACGCAAUUAAUCCAUCAGGACGACUGGAUCCGGUUACGAAACGUAUACAGGCAAUCGUGAUUCCAACACCCGACUAUCAUCAGCGUACUCAUCCGAAUCAACACAAAAGUAUACUGUAA